Messenger RNA from Miscanthus lutarioriparius, 1161 nucleotides. Lineage: Eukaryota; Viridiplantae; Streptophyta; Magnoliopsida; Poales; Poaceae. The record is from the annotation of a GenBank genome assembly.
AUGGGGCUGCUGGCGUUGCAGCGGCUCAUGUCCCUACAGUGUGACCGGCAGCGGCGUCAACGGCGAACCCGAGCCCUGAAUGGAUCGAUUGAUUCAUCAAUGGAUAUAAGAAAGGGCUCACCCUGUCAACAAGAUGCUCAUGGUGAUUCUCACGCCGCCAAAAGAAUGAUGUGUUCAAUCCCAACCCUUCCCGAGGACAUUUUGCACCAUAUAUAUUCCCUGUUGCCACUGCGUGAUGCUGCCCGUGCUGCUUGCUCGUCUCAUGCCUUUCUACGUUUCUGGAGAUGUCAUCCCAAUCUAACUUUAAACUGGCAUAUCCUUGGCUUAAAUGCAAAUGCAUCUCAAGAGAAUUUCAGCUGCAUAAUUGACAACAUCCUGAGGAACCACUCAGGCAUCAACAUUAAGAUACUCAAGCUUCAGUUAUAUGGCAUUUAUGAUGCCAACCAGUAUCUGGACAGUUGGCUUCAGGUUGCUGUUAAACCUGGGAUUGAACAACUCACCAUUGAGCUAUGUUAUAGAGUUGACAUGAAGCAUAAUGUCCCAUGCACACUUUUAACUGAUGGUGUCCAAAACUCAAUCCGGUAUCUUCAACUUUCCUGCUGCGCCUUCCAUCCCACACCUGAACUUGGCCCCUUCAGAAACCUAAAAAGUCUGCUCCUGCGUUCUGUGCAUAUUUUGGAUAAUGAGUUAGAGUGCUUUCUUUCCAACUCCCAUGCUUUGGAGAAGUUAGACCUCAAUGCUUGUGAGAAGAUAACGUGCCUGAAGAUACCUAGCAUCCUGCUGCAGCUCCAUAGCCUGAAGGUUUCUCGUUGCCUGAAGCUGCGAGUGAUACAGAGCAAAGCUCGAAAUCUCUCCUGUUUUAUCCUUCAAGGACAGAGUGUAAAAGUCUCACUUGGAGAAACACUGCAAAUGAAGAACCUGUGCAUGGGCCGUUCCAACCUCGUCUGUUAUGCCCGUGUUAAAUUGUUAUCCAGUAUGCCAAACCUCAAGACUCUUUCCAUCAGCUCACAUUAUGAGGUAGCUGAGGAAAGUAUGCAGCAUGAAUCAAUUUUCGGAGGCGGCUCUUUGCAGUUGAGGCAGAUGCCUGAGCAGCACCAUGGCCGCCUUAAGACUGAACGCAAAGUCACUUGGCCGGCUCACACUGGAUACCACUUAUGGUGA